CGAAAAUCAACUUGCAUCUGUUCUGAUCUUCAAUUAUUUGUUGAUGUGGGUUUUUUCCAGCGAAGUUCGCUGAUAAAGUAUGUACUUAAAUAAAUUAAAUUCAUGUGCCGAUAAAAGAAACUAACCCUGCCAAAAAUGGACUCUAACUUAAGCUUAGUGAAUUAUUUCAUAUAUCCGUUAAUACUUCUAAUUACCUCUAUAUCAGAGUGUGCUAAGUUCGGUGAGGUGAUCUAUGCGGUGAAUGCCGGUGGAGACUCCCACGUAGAUAUUUUCGGCAUCGAAUACGAUAGGGAUCCUCUACAUAAUAAAGUUGGAACUGCCUCCGACUAUGGGAAGCAGUUGAUUAUCGGAAGGGUUCCUCAGAAUGACCAGAUAUUGUACCAGACUGAGAGGUAUCAUCAUAGCACUUUUGGCUACGACAUACCCAUUGAAGAGGAUGGUCAAUACGUCAUGGUUCUUAAAUUCUGUGAAGUUUACUUCAAUGCACCCAAUAUGAAAGUUUUUGAUGUAGUUCUUAAUGGUGAUCAUAUGAUCAUAUCUGAUCUAGACAUCUUCGACAAAGUUGGUCGGGGCAGUGCUCACGAUGAAUAUGUAGUUUUUAAUGUCGUUCAAGGAAAACUUUUUUACAAUGAGGAAGAAUCGGACAUCAGUGGAGGAAAAAUUCGUGUUGAAUUCAUCAAGGGUUAUCGAGACAAUCCAAAAAUCAAUGCUAUUCUGGUGAUCAAAGGAAAACUAGAAGAUAUACCAAAACUACCUCCUCUACAAACCGAAGACGAAUGGCGUCGAGAAGAGGUUGAAGAAGUUCCUGUACCGCCAACGUCCAAACGAAGACCCAGUGGGCCAAAAACUCCUGACCCGUAUACACUGGACGAUUCCUCUAUCAUGCUCCCCGUUUUUAUAGCCAUCGGAGCAUUUAUACCCAUGUUAUUCUGUCUUUGCAAGUUAUGAUCAUCAGUGCUGUGCUGUACUGUGAGUCCAAAAUCUUGAUUAUUUUCUACCAUUCGGGCUGUUAAUAUUUUGUGUUCGAUCCUUGCAUCUUAUGCUACUUUAACCUACACAGUCUUCGACGGUGCUAGUCUGCAAAAUCAGUUGAAAUUUCUAGAGGAGACUGCAUACUAGUUACAAAUUGUAGUAAUUUCCCUCUGCAUUUUAACAAAAAUAUUUUGCAGCAUUUUUCAAAGAGCCCUUGACUUUUUCAUUGAUCUGAUUUAAUAGAGGAUGGCCCAAUCCACUCUUCCAAUCUCAAACUUUACAUCAAGAUUUCUUGAGCCACAAAGAUUUUUUUACAUAUUCAUCAUGGAUCGUGGAGUUUUAACAGAUAGAGAAGUGCAAUAUAAAGGGGGGCUAUUUUAACUUUUCAAGGACCAUAUUAAGCCCAGGAUUGCUUUUUUUAAAGGACUAUUUCAUGCUUUAGUCACCAAAAAAAGCUGAUCUCGUAAGUGCAAAAUAAAAGGCUCUCCCAGCAAAAAGUAAAGAAUGUUUCUCGUGCAACGCGGGGGUUUCUUUCAUGUAAAUUAAGGAAAAUCUCAGAGGUCUCUAUUAAUUAGUUUAUGGCUUAAAUGAGUCAUGUUAAAAAUAUUGUGGCUUUUCCAAGAGUCACCAAAGAAGUAGGUUUCUCCAUUUUAUAUCCUCUAAACUAGGGAAGAUAAAUCAAAUCAGUAAAGUAGUUUGUACAUGGUGGGUGCACCUCAGCUUUAAAACAAGUUAAAGAUUAAAUCCAUUCAGAGAUAAAUACAAAUAUGUUGGGACAGCUUACUGUAUCCAUGUGCCCACCUUCACGUGCUCCAGCAGAUGGCAACAAAGUUUCCCAAUUUUAUCUGUGAAAGCAUGAGUGAUGAAGGUAAACCAAGUCAAAUUUACUUUGAUCUUCAUAUGCCCAGCUAAAAUUUUCAUCGACCAGUGGGUCAGAAAUCUCAAUCCAGUAUAAUGAAUUGAAGCUGAGAAUAUGAGAGUCAAAGUAAAUUUAACUCUGUUUGCGUUUCAUAAAAAAAUUUGCUGUGAUCUGCUUGUGUACGGGUGCAAGGGUACAGAAACCUUGUAAUGAUUGUGCAAUAAUGAUGAAAACAUGGGAUCCUGCAAUUAUGUGAAAAUUGUAUAUCUCUUCAAAAAUCAAGUCAAAAUUUGCAUGUUUUUUUUGCAGAAUUCCGCCAAUUGAAUUGGUCAUUUUUCUAAUGACCAGGGAUGAAAAUGCAAGAAAAACAGUUACAUAAAAUGUUAUUAAUUGACCUGUUUUAAAUCUUAGAUUAAGUAAUAAUGUGAAUAGUCAAUUAAAUGUUUUAAUAUUUUGGAUUUAUGAGAUUUGGAACAGAUCAACUUUAAUGGGAUUUUUUGUAUGUUUUUCUUGUAUUUUAAUUUUGGCGCUCAAAUAUUUUUGAGGAUGACUGAUUCUAUCAGGAAUAAGGACCAGAAAAAGGUCAUUGCUUCAAACAUUUUGGGGAAAAGGGGAUAUUGAAAAUGGGAAGGCCACUUCAAAUUUUCUUAUUUUGAAAAAUAUAAAAUAGGGAAUUUUUUCUUUUUGGAUGCCCCUCAAACGAUAGUGAAAUACUGUCCUGUUAAAGGGAAAUAACAAAUAAGCUUCCAAAUAUGUAUCCAAAUUUCUUGCAAUGAAAUAUUUAUGUUCAAGAAAACUUACAAAUUUAGUUUCUUGAGACUUUGAGAUACAAUAGAUUCAAUUGCAAAUGCAA
Molecule: messenger RNA, 2684 nt
Organism: Bemisia tabaci
Lineage: Eukaryota; Metazoa; Arthropoda; Insecta; Hemiptera; Aleyrodidae
Product: malectin
Cellular component (GO): membrane
Molecular function (GO): carbohydrate binding
Source: RefSeq, a predicted model, not a curated record